Messenger RNA from Drosophila grimshawi, 434 nucleotides. RefSeq names its product probable small nuclear ribonucleoprotein G (gene SNRPG). Gene Ontology annotation, biological process: mRNA splicing, via spliceosome; spliceosomal snRNP assembly. The coding region runs from base 56 to 286 and encodes 76 amino acids. NCBI's taxonomy places the organism in Eukaryota, Metazoa, Arthropoda, Insecta, Diptera, Drosophilidae. Gene Ontology annotation, cellular component: SMN-Sm protein complex; spliceosomal tri-snRNP complex; precatalytic spliceosome. Gene Ontology annotation, molecular function: RNA binding. The transcript has 3 exons. The record is from RefSeq and is a predicted model, not a curated record.
UAGCUCCAUUGUACCAUUUAUUUGUUUUAAAAAAACAAUAAAUACAUAAAUCGAAAUGUCGAAAGCACAUCCACCAGAGCUUAAAAAAUACAUGGACAAGCGCAUGAUGCUAAAGUUAAAUGGCGGCCGCGCAGUCACCGGCAUCUUGCGGGGAUUUGAUCCAUUCAUGAACGUUGUGCUUGACGACACCAUCGAAGAGUGCAAGGACAACACCAAGAAUAGCAUCGGAAUGGUGGUAAUUCGCGGCAACAGCAUUGUCAUGGUCGAAGCCCUAGAUAGAGUCUGAUCCUUGGAGUACUUUAGCAUACCUCAGCAUUGUCCACCAGUGGGUAAUGAGUUAAAUGUAAACUAUUUAACAUACGCACUAGUCCUAAGGCUCUAAAACAUAACAUUCGUGAACACUUGUGUUCAUCAAAUUUAAAUAAAUUUAUUAU